Messenger RNA from Rhipicephalus microplus (southern cattle tick), 6889 nucleotides. It is a transcript of the gene LanB2, whose product is annotated as laminin subunit gamma-1. Lineage: Eukaryota; Metazoa; Arthropoda; Arachnida; Ixodida; Ixodidae. Gene Ontology annotation, biological process: animal organ morphogenesis; tissue development. The record is from RefSeq and is a predicted model, not a curated record.
UGCCUCGGCUUUACGGGGCGUCGGACAACGCAGGCCGGCGAGGAGUUCCCUUCAAGAGCCGCAGACGCGACUCGGAAGCCAUAGCGGCCGCAGCUACAACGGCAGAAGGAUGGCUCGCUCGUCUGCUACCGGCGAGGCACUCCUCGCGGUCCUACUGGUCGUGGUCCUAGCGGGCGUCGUCAGCGCUCAGCACCACUACUACCACCAGCCCCAGGGCCGCCCAUCACCCCGAGGCUCAUGCUACGACCGAUACAACCGCGCCCAGCGCUGCAUACCGGAGUUCAUCAACGCGGCGUUCAACGUGCGCGUCGAGGCGACCAACACGUGCGGCCUGCGCGGCCCCACCAAGUACUGCCCACAGACGGACGUGCCCGGCGCCACCAAGACAUGCGAGGUCUGCGACGACACCAAACCGCACCUGGCACACCCGCCCGACUUCCUGACCGACUUUAACAACAACGACAACACGACCUGGUGGCAGAGCGAGACCAUGCUCGAGGGCAUCCAGUACCCGAACCUGGUCAACCUGACUCUGGACCUCGGACGCGCCUUUGACAUCACGUACAUUCGGCUCAAGUUUCACUCGAUGCGGCCCGAGAGCUUCGCCAUCUACAAGCGUACGCGGCCGGGCUCUCCGUGGGUGCCGUACCAGUACUACAGCUCAACGUGCCACGACACGUACGGCCUGCAGUCGAGCACCUACGCGACGCGCGACGACGAGACCAAGGCGCUGUGCACGGGCGAGUACAGCGGCCUGUCCCCGCUGUCCGGAGGCAACGUGGCCUUCUCGACGCUCGAGGGACGACCGUCGGCCUUCCACUUCGAACACAGCAAGCUACUGCAGGAAUGGGUAACAGCCACCGCCAUCCGCAUCGUGCUCACUCGACUCAACACGUUUGGUGACGAGAUAUUCGGCGACAAGCAGGUGCUGAGAUCAUACUACUACGCCAUCGCGGACUUGGCCGUUGGAGGAAGGUGCCAGUGCAAUGGCCACGCCAUGGCCUGCGACCCGGGACCUGGCGGUGAGCGACAGCUGCUGUGCCGCUGCGAGCACAACACGGCCGGCGACAACUGCGAGCGCUGCAUGGAUCUCUUCAACGACCAGGCUUGGGGCAGGGCCACCUCCACCGACGCCCACGAGUGUCAGCCGUGCAACUGCAACGGCCGGUCGCGCAAGUGCUACUUCGAUCAGGAGCUCUUCGAGCGCACGGGUCAUGGCGGCCACUGCGUCAACUGCUCGGACAACACGGACGGCCCGAACUGCGAGCGCUGCCGCGAGAACUACUACCAGAACAGUGACGGCCGCUGCAUACCAUGCGAGUGUGACCCUGUCGGCUCCCGGAUGCUCCAGUGCAACAGUAAGGGCCAGUGUCCUUGCAAGCCGGGCGUCGAAGGGCAUCGUUGUGACCGAUGUGCUCCAAACUUCUACGAUUUCUCUGAGCAAGGAUGCAGGUUGUGCGGCUGCAGCCAAGCAGGCAGCGUGGACAGCCCGCCAUCGUGCAACCCAGACACUGGCGUGUGCCGCUGCAAGGCCAACGUUGAGGGGCGCCAGUGCGACCGCUGCAAACCCGGCUUCUUCAACCUUCAGCGCGACAACGAAUUCGGCUGCACACCGUGCUUCUGCUUCGGCCACUCAGCGCUCUGCCAGAGCGCGCCCGGUUAUUCGCGGUACAGCCUGCUCAGCGCUUUCGCCAGAGAUAAGGAGCACUGGAAGGCGGCGGACUCUCUUGGCCGCAGUGUAAACACCCGCCACGAGUACGCCGCCCACCACUUGGCUGUGGUGGCACCCGGAAAGGAACCAGUCUACUUCCUCGCACCAGACCGGUACCUGGGCGACCAGCGUGCCUCAUACAACCAGAACCUGACGUUCACCUUGCGUAUCGGCGAGGAAGGACCGCAGUCAUCGGUGGAAGACAUCGUACUGGAAGGGGCGCACGGCAGCGUGUCGCAGCACAUUUUCGGCCAGGGCAACGGGUUACCAUCCAUACGUAACCAGGAGUACCGCUUUCGUCUGCACGAGGACCCUCGAUACGGCUGGAACCCAACACUCAGUUCGCGGGAGUUCAUCAGCAUCCUCUCCAACCUCACUGCCAUCCGGAUAAGGGCUACAUAUGUGCCACGAGGCACCGGCUUCAUCGACAACAUCCAACUGCAGUCGGCGCAGCGUUCCCCUUACGGCACUGAGGCUGCCACCUGGGUCGAGAUGUGCAAUUGCCCCGAGGGAUACGUGGGCCAGUUCUGCGAGUCCUGCGCGCCCGGAUUUCGGCACGACCCACCUCGCGGGGGGAAAUUCUCCCGCUGCGUGCCGUGCAACUGCAAUGGGCACGCGCUCAUCUGUGAACCGGACACCGGGCACUGCAUCUGCCAGCAUAACACGGCGGGCGAGUUUUGUGAGCGUUGCGCACCGCGCUACUACGGCAACGCGCUGGCGGGCACCCCGGACGACUGCAAGCCGUGUCCGUGCCCCGACCAGGGCGCCUGCGCCGUCCUGCCCGACGAGAGUGUCGUCUGCCUCGAGUGCCCGCAGGGAUAUUCUGGAAGGAGAUGCGACUUGUGCUUCGACGGGCACUAUGGUGACCCGCAGGGAAACUUUGGACCCAAGGUGCCUUGUAAGAAAUGCGACUGCAACGACAACAUUGACCCCAACGCUGUGGCCAACUGCAACACGACUACUGGCGAGUGUCUGAAGUGCGUGUACAACACGACCGGCUUCAACUGUGAGCGCUGUUUGCCCGGGCACUUUGGAGAUGCGCUGUCCGUGCCCAAAGGAGACUGCAAGCCGUGUGACUGCCACCGGCUGGGCUCGCUGGAGGACACUGAGUGCGACCCACAGUCUGGCCAGUGCGCCUGCAAGGCGAAUGUGGCCGGCCGACAGUGCGGUCAGUGCCGCGAAGGCUACUGGAAUCUGCAGAGUGGAGAUGGCUGCGAGGCCUGCAACUGCAACCUGGUCGGCUCUUACAACCGCACCUGCGACCAGCGCACGGGACACUGCCACUGCCGACCGGGUGUCACCGGAAAGCAGUGCGACCAGUGCCUGCCGUACCACUACGGAUUCUCGCCCGAUGGUUGCGUGCCAUGCGACUGCGACAGCCAGGGCUCGGUGUCACUGCAGUGUGCCCCCGACGGUCAGUGUGAGUGUCGACCGAACGUGGAAGGUCGCCGGUGCGAGCGAUGCAAGGAGAACAAGUACAACAAAGAGGCCGGAUGUGUCGACUGCCCGACGUGCUACAACCUUGUACAAGACGCAGUCAACGAACACCGCGACAAGGUGUCAGAGCUGGCGCGCCUGCUGAACAACAUCGAGAAGAAUCCUCAGAUUGUCAAGAGCGUCGACUUCGAGGAGAAGCUCGAGCAAGUGAUGACCAUCGUGAAUGGCUUGUGGAAAGACGCCAAGCAGGCAUCUGGCACCGGCGAAAGCCUGGCCGAGCGAUUGGAUGAGCUGCUGCGGCGCAUCAAGAAAGUUCAGGACAUCGCGGGCAAGAUCGGCCUCGAGAUCUCACUUGCCGAGAACAUCGUGGAGGGCGCCGAGCGAAACAUGACCAGCGCUGAGGCGAUCGUCGAGCGCAUCAAGGCCACCCUGAUGCAGGCGCAGAAGUACCUUGAGGAUGAGGCGCAGAACGCGCUAAAGAGGGCGCUCGAGCGAUCCGACCGAUACGGACAGCAGUCUGAGAUGAUGUCGCAGAUCGCGCGCGACGCGAGACAGCUGGCCGACAGGCAUGAAAGCGAUGCCCAGGAGAUUGCCAACUUGGCUGCGGAUGCACUCAACACUUCAUUGGAAGCACGAGCCAUCGCUGAAGGGGCACUCAGCACGCAAGAUAAGACAGAGAGUGAGAUAUACCUUCUCAAGAACAGGAUGCGUGAGAUCAUGGACCUGAUGCUGCGCACCAAGAAAAUGGCUGAGGAAGCGAGGGAGGAAGUUCGCAAGGCGUACGAUGAUGCCCUGCGGGUCCUGUCUGAAGCAACAUCGGUCCAGAUGCCGGAUAUCGACAUCGAUGAGCUCUCUCGCAGGGCGCAAGAAAUCAUCGACGAGGCCGCUCGUAUCCAGAAGGAAGCCGACGAAUUGCUGGACAAGCACCAUGCCGUCCUCGAGAGGGUGGGGCCACAACGUCAGGAUGCCGAGGACCUCCUCGCCGAAGCACAUCGCCAACAGCAGAUCACGGACGAACUGCUGGCUGAGGUGGACACAGCUUUCGCUAAAGCGAAAGAGGCAGCCGCCGAGGGUGAAAGGAUUCUUGAGGAAGCUCAGAACACGCUCAAGGUGCUCAAAGAAUUCGACGAGAACGUCAAGGCCAGCAAGGACAAGGCGUCGGCGGCACUGCAACGCGUGCCGGAGAUCCAAGUACUCAUCGAGGAGGCCGAGAACAAGACCAGGGAUGCCCGGGGUGCCCUCAAAGACGCCGAGGCAGACGCCAACGCUGCAAGCGACAUCGCAAAGGAGGCACAGAGGAUCGCCGAGCAGGCCUCAAAGGACGCGAUCAAUGUGCGCGACGAAGCGGACAACGCGAAGACGUCGGCACGCCAGCUUGGAGACGAAGCCGAAGACCUGGCGCGCAAGGUUGACGACACUGAUGCCCGCAUGCGCGAGUUCGAGAAACAGGCCCGUGAUGAUGAGGCACUUGCUAAGGAGGCCCUGGACAAAGCGAACGAAGCCAGGGCAGGUGCAAAGCAGGCCUCGGACAAGGUCAAAGAUGCUGUGGCCACGGUCACCGAGAUUCUCAGGGCUUUGGCCAACGUGGACAGCGUGGAUCCAGGCCGGCUGGACCAGCUGGAGCGUCGCCUGAUGGAGGCUGAGCGCGAGGCCGAAGCGGCGCGCCUGGACGAGCGAUUGGAAGAACUCCGUGCUGCGCGUCAGCAGCAGCAGGGCUGGAUGCACGAUUACGAGGCUCAGAUCGAGCAGCUGAAGAGGGACGUGGCCAACGUCAAGGAUAUCAGUGACUCGUUGCCUGACCGCUGCUUCCGGCGCAUCAAGCUUGAGCCAUGAGCAUUUGCACGGGGAAGGGCUUAAAAAGAAUGAACAAUAAGAGCGAGGGAAUAGUUCGCGGCUGGCGGAAUGGCAUGCUCUUGAGGAGGAAUUUUCGGGAAGAGACAUUCUCUUUGAAAACAGACUGUUUGUGUCUCGUACGUGGUCUUUUCUCGGCCUUUUCAUAAGUCAGACAAAAAAACAGAAAAGAUCAAGUACGUACAUGGAAGACACAUUUGGGUUUGGGUUUAAAGUGUUCAGUUGAGUUGUCUCUCUCGCCCCCUCUAGCGGAAUGCAGUGGAACUGCGUACUCCCAACGCUGCAGCUUCCACCCAUUAACACGCAUCAUGGCUACAAAAAAUUGUGAUCAUUUGGGAUGAAAAAGUACAUGUGUGACUCAUUACAUAAUUUAUGGGACCAAUCAGCUUCAGCAAGCUUGGGCGCGAUAUGAGACAUGAAGGUGUUGCACACGAAGUGCAUUAUGAACUUUGUGCAUUUUUCAUUAGUCGUAGUUACAAAAACUGACCAUUAGGCCACGAAUCAUCUUUCACACUAGUAAAAUAUUAGUGUGUAUCAGGCGGUAUAAGACAGUACUCCAAGCCUUGGUGAGAGGGGAGAGUCUCUUCCUGCGACCGUUGUUAUUGCGGCCUAUACUUGGUGCGUUAGCAAGGCAGGAAAGCAGGAAUACUCCUCACUUAUGUAGAGAAAAGACAUGCAAGUGUGUGUGCUUUAUGGAAACUGUUUCUUGGAACGAAAGACAGAGCGUUUUGAAGCAGUUAACGAGAAUGAAGGACUUGGCAAUGAGUAAAGAAAAUAUAAAGAGAUGUAUAGUUUCUUCUUCCUUUUUGGGGGGCCAUUGCAUGAAUAUGCAGUUUCAGAAAGCUAACGGAUCUUGAUCAGGGUUCUCCAGUGAUCUUUUAGUCUGACGUUCUUAGUUUAAACAAAAAUUAUCAUAGUGUAAGGGACCUCUGGCAUUCCCAGCAUGUUGAUAGGAACACAAGAGCUGUGAAUAUCAAACUGUCAUUUGUCAGUUAUGUCACCAACAUAUAUGUCUUGUUUGUUUUUAUGAUGCCAGGUAAGGAGCAAAAAGUUAAAGAAAACGAAUUUUUCACUAUCGAAUGACUGUUCAACAUGUGCAUUUCUUUUCGGACUAUCAGUUGUCAAUGAACUCUUCAGGCCCGUGAAGUGCACACAUCGUUCACAUAAUUUUAUUAAAAGGAAGUGGUAGACUAUGUUCUUUUCUUUUUUUAUAUUACAGGUUUCAUUGUACCAUAAAUUCCUGCAUUUUAACUGAAGUCCUCAAAAGUCGGUCGUUUUUCAUUCAUCUCAAGUCGCUUAGCAAACACACAAUGCGUAUCUCGGAUGCUUUUGUAAUACUUAGACAACAGUCUCCAGUAGAAGCAUUUUAUUUUCCCAUUUUGAAAACUGCAUUUGAACGGUUUUAUUUUUAUUAGGUUAUUGCAGUGGUCCUCCGCGCAAGCUGUGCAUAAUCAAUUGAAAACUAUUUGUGCCGUACACACACCCUUCGUGCGCGAAACUGCACCUUCCAAUGAAACACGCUUGCCACGUGGAAAGAGACACUUUUUCGAUGUGUCCAGCUGCAGUACGAAUAGACCACCACUAUGUUAUUAUUCUCUGCUUGCAUGGGCAGGUGAACAUCAUGUGUACAGAGUGCAAUAGUAUAUACUAAGAUUGUAGAAUGCAUCUCAUUUUUCUGUUUGUUCUUUGCAUUUUGUAUAACCUUUUGGAUAUAUUAAAAUUGUUUUUUACUUGUUACUCAAACAAAAAGUCACUUGAAAGAUCAAAAGUACUGGUUGUUUUGAGACUGCCACUGUGUGCUGAAUGCCAAACCAGUGCCAAAAGUAUGUGCCGUAUUUUUUUACGUCAUGUGUGCAUUUAAUAAAGAGCAAUUAAACCCGUUGUUUUGCA